Melitaea cinxia (Glanville fritillary) is the source of this 5103-nucleotide messenger RNA. Its product is annotated as collagen alpha-1(I) chain-like. The transcript has 6 exons. NCBI's taxonomy places the organism in Eukaryota, Metazoa, Arthropoda, Insecta, Lepidoptera, Nymphalidae. The record is from RefSeq and is a predicted model, not a curated record. The coding region runs from base 1 to 5103 and encodes 1700 amino acids.
AUGCGAUUACCGCGCGCGCUUUGCCCGCCGCGGCUCUCCAUACUAGCUUUACUAACCCUCAUUGCUUAUGCAAACUCUCAAUCUCAGAAGGAUCUCCUAUGCAAGUAUCCAGGCACACGUAAUUGUGUUAUGUGGUUAGUAAACUUACAAGAUGACGAAAUUAGUGCAGAUACCCAUAUAACGACGAAAAUUCCUGAAUUUUGUGGUUUCAGCGAUGAGCAAUUUAUACCAUACCGGGAAAAAUACGUUAAGGUCACGCAGAUUGAAAAAGUCAGACCACUGAAAAUAUGGUGCAAAAAAGUAAUACUAUUAGGGCGCUUAUUUGAUUGGAAGGAAGUAGAAAACGCUUUAUCGACACACUCAAGGACUCGUCGACAAAGUUUCAUUCCUAGAGGAAGGUAUCGUGGACAAACGCAGUCGCAAUAUUUGGCAAUAGACAAAGGAAACGGUAAAGAUGAAGGCCGAGCUGAAGCUCACUCUGCUGCAGAUUCCUCAAGAGCUAGUGUCAGUGGCAACAGUGGUAUGGGUCAAGCACAAAGUCAAUCAAUAUACGAUCCCAACUGUGACGAUUGUUAUGGAAAACCUAGUCAUGAAGUUGAGAAUUUAAAACGUCCUGUAGGAUCUCAGCCAGGAAAAGGCAUUUAUGGACCGAAUACAGGCUCAUCUUGGCCUAAUAGUGAUAAAUUUGGGGCUAUUCAGCCAACAGGACCUGGUACCUCAGGAUAUAUCGGUUAUAUACCAAAUGGUGUAACUAACGGUGGAUAUAGUCCUACUGUUACUGGAAGUGGUGACUUUAGACCAGGCGAAUCCUCUACAAAUAAUAGAUAUGGACCAAUUAAUAAAACUGGGAUAGCACCGAAUGGAGUAUCAAAUGUGUAUGAUCCCCAAGUAAAUAGUGUCACUAGCAAAACGAGACCAGGAGAUUACAUAUCACCUGGAGCAGAAGGUACUUCGGGCUUGCCUGAAGAUAUAAAUAAAUAUGAACCUGGUAGGAACCACAAUGAUUUUAGAACAACAAGACCGCAAACUGGAUUUAGACCAGAUACAGAGAUAAAUAGAGGUCCGGGAGGGGGUGGUUAUUUUCCAAACCAAGGCAAUAUUUUCACCCAUCGACAAGGAGACACUCCAGCUGGGUCAGGAGGAAAUUUACCCCAAAGUGGCACUUAUGGACCUGGACAAACAUCUUACAAUAAUCAACCCACACAAAGUGAAUUAAGUGGUAGUCCUGGUACGUCUUCUACAGGUAUAGGAUAUAAUCCCAGACAAGUUGGUGCAAAUUUUAUUCCUGGUUGGCCUGGUGGAAAUUAUGGUCCCACAAAGGAAAGUCCCACAGGGUUCGGAACAGUUCAAGGUGGAAUACCAAAUAUAAAUUGGCCAAUAGCAUCGGGUCCUUAUCCUACACCUGGAGGAACUGUAUACUGCUGUGUCGUUCCAAAUACUGGUGUGCCUAAUCUUAGCGGUGGUCAAACACCUUACAAUAGCCAAAUACCUUACGGUGGGUACUAUAAAACAGGAUCAGAUGGGUCUGCUCCCUCUAACCUUGGGCAGCAAUAUGGAUUGCCUGGAAGUAUUGCCACACCUGGAACUCAAUAUAUACACGGCGGUUCCUCAGUGCCUGGAGGACAAUAUACAUCUGGUGGUGCUGUGGGCCCAUCAACUACUGGGGGACAAUAUUUACCUGGAGGAAUCGGAAAUGGAAGACAAUAUAUACCUGGAGAUAUAAAAGGAUUCCCAAUUCCAGACAGACAGUAUAUACCUGGUAUUAUAACAGGUAGACCAGGUGACACCAGUAGUUCCUCAUUGCCUGGUGGACAAUAUAUGCCUGGAGGUACUGGUAGUGCUGCAGGGCCCGGCGGACAGUAUAGUAUACCAGGUGGAAUUGGUUCCUCAAUACCUGGAUCAAAAUACUUACCUGGAACGCAAUACGUACCUGGAACACAAUACUUACCUGGAAUACAAUACUUACCCGGAACGCAAUACGUAUCUGGUGGUGUAAGAGUUGGACCGAGUGGUACCGGCAGCUCUUCAAUACCAGGUGGACAAUAUAUUCCAGAUGUUAACAGAGGAUCUUCUAUACCUGGCGGACAAUAUUUACCUGGUGGUAACAGUGGUUCUACAGUGCCUGGCGGACAGUAUACGCCCGGUGGCACUAUUAUUUCCACAGGGCCUGGAGAACAAUAUAAACCAGGUGAUAAUAGCGGUUCUACAGUACCUGGUGGACAAUAUGCACCUCCUGGCACUGGUGUUUCUUUAGGACCUGAAGGACAGUAUAUACCUAGCAACAAUCAUGGAUUUACAGCACCAGGGGGACAGUAUACACCCAGUGGCACUGGUGUGUCUUCAGGACCUGGAGUACAGUAUGUACCUAGUGGAUCUGGUGGUCCCACGGCACCUAGUGGAGAGUAUGUACCUGGUGGUAACAGAGGCUAUUCAGGGCCCGGAGGGCAAUAUAUACCGGGAAUUACUGACACGUUUAUGCCUGGAGGGCAGUAUGCACCUGGCGGUACUGGUGGCGCUACAGUGCCUGGAGGACAGUAUGCGCCUGGCGGUGCCGGUGGCUCUACAGUGUCUGGAGGGCAGUAUUCACCUGGUGGUACUGGUGGCUCUACAGUGCCUGGAGGACAGUAUUUACCUGGUGGUACUGGUGGAACUACAGUGCAUGGAGGACAGUAUACACCUGGUGGAACUGUUGGCUCUACAUUGCCUGGAGGACAAUAUAUGCCUGGUGGUACAGGAGAUGGGCCCAAUAAUGCCGGUGACUCAUUAUUACCUAGAGGACAAUAUAUACCCGGUGGUCCUUCAGUACCUGGAGGUCAGUAUAUUCCUCGUGGUUCUUCAGUAACUGGAGGACAAUAUUUACCCAGCGGUUCUUUAGUACCUGGAGGAACAUAUACUCCUGGUGUUUUAACACCCGGAGGACAAUAUCUACCAAACGGUUCACCAGUGGACGGUGGGCAAUAUGUGCCUGGAGGAAGCAGCGGUACUGCAGUACCUGGAGGACAGUAUGCACCCAGUGACACUAGAGGUGGCCCAGGUGUUGCCAGCGGUACUACAGUGCCAGCAGGACAGUAUAUUCCUGGUGGUAUUGGUAGUAUUAAUACACCUGAAAAUGGCUACAGGCCAGGCGGAAUAGAUGGUAAUACUGCUCCCGGGCAGUAUUUACCAGUUAAUACAGGAGGUAGUACAUUGCCUGGAAGUCAAUAUGGAUCUGGUAACACUGCUGGUUCUGGCGUACCCGGACGUCAAGGGGAAUUACCGAGCUCUGGUGGAGCGUAUGGCACAAACCCACAAGAAUACUAUAAUCAAGGAAAUUCAAAAGGACAAGGCAAUGAGUAUAAUGGAAUUCCACAAAAUUAUUUAGAUCCUAAAACAGUUAUUACGGACGAAGACGAGUCAGAAGCUGAAGCUAAUGUUGCUCAAAAUAUAAAUGGAACCACUGCAAGCGCUUCUUCAAAAGGUGGGAACGACAAGGGUCGGGCACAAACAAGUGUGCAGGGAACAUACACAGGGAGUGGAUCUUUUCAAGCACAAGCACAAAUUACUGGAGAUAAUAAAGAAGCUCAGAGUGAAGUUAGCGGGGGCAAAAAAGGAGCAUCGAGCUCCGCUUCUGGUAGUGGACGAAAUAAUAAAUCACAGGCAAACGUUCAAUUAGGUUCAGAAACUGGAUCUGUUCAAACACAGUCACAAAGCAAUGGCGUAAUGCAUUCAUCGAAUUCACAAGUGCAAGGUAGUGUUAAAGGGGGAAUGGCAGAUGCACAAGCACGUGGACCAGGAAGUACUUCAUCUCAAGCUCAAAUAGGAUUUACACCCUACAAAGAUGAGGAAAAAACUCGUCACGAUCUUCAACGCAUUCCAUUUUCGGGCGGGGGUAUGGCAUCGGCACAAUCAAGUGGACGCACAGGUCAAUCACAAACUCAGUUACAUGGCACCUUUAAAUAUGGAAUUACAUAUAAUGGGGCCGCACAGUCAGGAGCAAGUUUAGAUAAGGAUGCUGUAUUUCCUAAUAGGCUUUCAUUUGAAAAAAUAAAUGUUUUUGACGAGAAAAACAAAAACAUAAAUGUAGAUAAAAUAAAUAUAGAUACCACGGAAACGCCGCAAGCGUUGGGUUCAGAAAUAUCGUCACUGGAAACUUCAACUUUGUCGGAAUCAUAUGACACUAAUGAAAAAAUUGAUACACCUACAACAGAAAAUAUCGUGGACGAAUCAAUGAAAAAUUCAGAAAGCAGAUAUUCUGGUCAUGCGCACAUAGAUCACCAUGUAUCGGAACCUUUCAAUUCAACUAACAUUAACGUACCAACAUCAAUAGGUGGUAGAAGAUCAUUCCAAACGAAUAAUGAAAAUAUCCCUGACUACGAAUUUUCUACUGACAAAGAAGAUACUCAGCCAGAAUACGAAACCGAUGUAGGCUAUGAAGGUGAUGGCAAUGACGCCACAGAAGUUGAGCAAAAUGAAUACUCGAACUACGAUGAAUAUACGAGAGAUUCUCUAUCACAUCAAUACCUUCAAAACUCAAAUAAAAAAGGUCUUGACGUACGUCAAACAACGGCCGGUAAUACCCAGCACAUACUAUUAGGAUCUUUAAAAGGCCAUAAUGCAGAAAUAGUACAAAAGGACACAGAGCGUCCUGAUGAAAAUAAAGUUUAUCAACCGGGUGAGCGCGUUCCUGGUACUGGAGGAUACACAAUUCCUGUCGGUUUCACGGGAAGUGUUAAAUCAGUUGCUUCAAAGGAUAAAACCUACGUGGUAGGUUCUAAGGAUUUUCCAUCUCAAGCACAAACUGUUACUCUUACGCCGGGGACAGGCAAAAUUAAAUAUAUACAUCCUUCAUCUUAUGGAAAGUACGUAAAACCCAAGAACUUGAGAUCUCUGCAAAGUCCAAAAGAAAAUGAUAAUCGGUAUGUAUCAGUUUCAAAAUCUGUAACUCGCGCUCUCGACAGUGACAAUAAUAUUCGCAAACAAUACUCACACACCUAUUAUACAAAGUCGUCCUCUUGCGGAUAUUUUACGUUUACAUGUACAAUGGUAACUAGUGCAGAAGGACGAAAAAAAGUUUGUAAACCUAAAAUGCCGACUAAUCCAGAUGGAAGUCCAAUAAGAUGCUAG